UAGUCAAAGUUUCAAAAAUAUUGGUUUUGGAACUACUCCUGAGAUGAAGAGAGUGAAUGUGAUAGUUGGUGAUAUCACAGAGUUUGAUAGAGCUGAUGUUAUCGUUAAUGCUGCUAAUGGCCAACUAGCUCAUGGUACUGGCAUAGCUGCUGAUAUUGUAAAGCAAGGUGGUCCAGCAAUCCAAGAAGAUUCAAGAAGGUAUAUUGAUAAAAAUGGAUUGCUUUCUGAUGGAAAAGCCAUUCUCUUUACAAGAGCUGGUAACCUACCUUAUAAGGCAAUAGUUCAUGCAGUGGGUCCAAGAUGGAAUAGAUUUGGAGAUAACUCAAGAGAAAAAGCAUUAUUAAAGAAGGCCGUUUGUCAAAGUCUUGAGAAAUCCAAGGGAUAUACCUCGAUAGCUAUUCCAGCAAUAAGCAGUGGUGUAUUUGGUUUCCCAGUUGAUGUGUGUGCUAAUACUAUUUUAAAAGCUAUUGUUGAGUUUAGUGGUGCUGACCAUGGCUCACAGCUUAAUGAUAUCAAUAUAGUUAUUUUUGAAGAUAACAUCAACGAGUUUUUAAAAGCAGCAGAGAGAGAAUUAAGAGGUUUCCAGUCUUAUAGUUCCACUCAAAACUCAAUGUCUUCCUCAUCAGCAGCAGCUCCUUCAAUUCAGACUACAUCAAAUCCUCUAGGGAACAGCAGUGCAUCCAGUACUGAAAAACGUCGCAAAAUUAGAGGAUCAUCCACACCAACCACAUUGACUGCUUCAACUGCAACACCAAGCAAAGUAUCUCAGACUACUCCAGCAGUAUUUGUACCUCCAGUUAAAAUUACAAAAGGAGAUAUUAUACAAUAUCAAGAAGAAGCAAUUGUCAACACUACUGACACUGAUCUUGGAUUUGGAGGAUAUGUGGCUAAAGAAAUAUUAAAAGAAGCUGGUUCUGGUCUGCAGCAAGAAUGUUCUGAGUUUAAGCGAGUUGCUGUUGGUAGUGUAACUGUUACUGGUGGACAUAAUCUGAAAUCAAAACAUGUUCUUCAUGUUGUAUUGCCUGGAUAUGAUGGACCUAGUGGAAAUGCUAAAACAGUAUUAAAACAAGUUGUAUACAAAUGUCUAGAAGAAUGUACUCGUCUUAAACUCAAGAGUUUGUCAAUGCCUUCUAUUGGGGCUGGUAAUCUGAAGUAUCCAAAUGAUGUUGUGGCUAGAGUAUUAAUGGAAGAAACAGCAUCAUUCUUUCAAAAGAAUCAAGGAAAGACUUCACUUCAGUUGGUUCACUUCGUCAUAUUUGAUCAGAAGAUUUAUGAUGAAUUUCAAUCCAUCUAUAAAAAUAUGAGCUCUCCUACCAGUACAAAUAUUGCUAAUCCUGUCAUGUUCCCUUCAAGAAAAGUUCAAGCUUCAAGUCAAUCAACAUGCUCUUUUCCUCUUCCCCAUGGUCUUAGUUUAGAGUUGCUACAAGGUGACAUAUCAGAUGAUGAUUCUGAUGCUAUUGUUAACACAACUCAAGAAAAUUUAAAACUAGUUGGUGGUGGUGUGUCAGGUGCGUUGCUAAAGAAAGGCGGGCAAGCAUUACAAAUUGCCUGUGACAGUGCUGUUGCUCAAGGUAAAACAGCAAAAGAGGGUAAGGUUGUUUUUACAAAAGCUACUGGUAGUCUAAAGUGUAAAGAAGUAUUUCACAUUGCUUUUCAUGGUGGGAGGAAUUUAAGCAAAACUGUCCUUUCAUGUUUAGAGCUAGCAGAAAAGAAAAGGUUUUCUUCAAUAUCCUUUCCAGCAAUUGGUACAGGAACUUUCAAUUGUUCAGCUACUCCUGUUUCGAAAAUAAUAGUUGAGGCACUACAAAAGUUUAUUUCUUCAAAACCAAAACAUGUCAGAGUUAUAUGAAUGAUUGUAUUUCAAGCUCAUGUUUAUAAAGAUUUUGUUGGUGCUUUCAAUACAAUUGGAGAUUCCAGUGGUGGUUUAAUGAGUUACAUAUACAAUGGUAUGAAAGUAGUGAAAUCUUUUUUUGCCACUAAUUAUAGCAGUGAUGAUGAAGAUCCUGAUAAGAUCGAAGCAGAACCUAUUAAAACUCCUCAUAUUGAAGAUGGAGAAUUUGAAGAUCAUGGAGAAGAUGAAGUUGUUGCAGCAAUGCUUGCAAAUCUUUCUUUGGAUUCAGAAGUGACACUUCACAUUUACGGUGAGACAGAGUCAAUGGUUGGAAGAGCAGAGAAGAAAUUACAGUCUACAAUCGCUACAACAUUUCAAACUGAGGAAAUUGCUGAUCCUAGUAUUGCUGCUUUUUCUGAUGAAACUGUACAUGAGCUUGAAUCAUUUGCAAGUGAUCACAAUGUUGAUAUUGAAAUUGAACGUGAUCCUGUACUUCAUUCAGUUAACCUUCGUGGAUUUAUUCAAGAUGUUAUUCUUAUUAAAGAUAAAGUUCGUGAUGCAAUGUCUUCUAUAACUCAGGAGCAAUCAAAGAAAGCUGCUGCUGCCUCAGUUUCUAAAAUUGUCUGUUGGAUAAGGAUUAAUUCAGAUGAAGAAGAAGAAGAGUAUGAUGAAAUGCAAAAUUAUGAAAUUGAGCAAGCCUUUCGAAAUAAUGAAACAAUUUUUGAAGCUACAGAUGAUGAUUUUUUAAUAAAUUUUGGCAGAAUGGAGGAAAGGGAUAAAAUAACUGAUAAAACUGCUAUUGUUAGACGUCUAGAUCUCACAAAAGCCAAAGAACAACCUGAUGACUGGGAUCCAAUGCCUCAGGACUCUCAAGGAAAAGAAAAGCGAUUUCAUUUUGUUACACUCCCAGCUACUGGUCCUGAAUACAAAACUGCUGAGACAGCUUUUAAUAAGACGAUGACUGGAAGCUAUACUCAGAUUCUUAGCAUUCAAAGGCUACAGAACCCGACCUUGUACAAGCAAUAUGCAGUGAGGAAGAAAGAAAUGGAAAAACACAAUCCUAAGGGUCAUCAAAAUGAACGACUGCUCUGGCAUGGUACCAGUCCUGAUACACUGGAUAAGAUUAACACACGUGGUUUUGAUCGUAACUUUGCAGGGAAAAAUGCUACAUAUUAUGGAAAAGGAGUGUAUUUUGCUCGUGAUGCAUCAUACUCUCAUGGUUACACAUCACCUGAUGCUAAUGGUGUUCGUCACAUGUACUAUACUCUUGUUCUUACUGGUGAAUUUACUCGUGGUGAUACUUCAAUGUUAGCUCCUCCUCCAAAGAAUCCUCAAGUUGAUCCUAAUGUUACUUUUGAUGCUACUGUUAAUAAUGUUGCUGAUCCAUCAAUUUUUGUAGUUUACCAAGAUGCUCAAAACUAUCCAGCAUAUAUGGUUAACUAUAAAUGAAUUUAUGAACUUAGACUGUGUGUUAGUUUAGGCCUGUAGCUUUAUUUUCUAUAAGUAUAAAUAUUAUUAUUU
Messenger RNA from Amphimedon queenslandica, 3352 nucleotides. Its product is annotated as poly [ADP-ribose] polymerase 15-like. Gene Ontology annotation, cellular component: cytoplasm; nucleus. The record is from RefSeq and is a predicted model, not a curated record. Gene Ontology annotation, molecular function: transcription corepressor activity; NAD+ poly-ADP-ribosyltransferase activity. Gene Ontology annotation, biological process: negative regulation of gene expression. The transcript is spliced from 5 exons. Lineage: Eukaryota; Metazoa; Porifera; Demospongiae; Haplosclerida; Niphatidae.